This is a messenger RNA of Budorcas taxicolor (takin), 1050 nucleotides long. It is a transcript of the gene GPR21, whose product is annotated as G protein-coupled receptor 21. Gene Ontology annotation, cellular component: membrane. The coding region runs from base 1 to 1050 and encodes 349 amino acids. The record is from RefSeq and is a predicted model, not a curated record. Gene Ontology annotation, biological process: G protein-coupled receptor signaling pathway. The transcript has a single exon. Lineage: Eukaryota; Metazoa; Chordata; Mammalia; Artiodactyla; Bovidae. Gene Ontology annotation, molecular function: G protein-coupled receptor activity.
AUGAACUCUACCUUGGAUGGUAAUCAGAGCAGCCACUCUUUUUGCCUCUUGGCAUUUGGCUACUUGGAAACUGUCAAUUUUUGCCUUUUGGAAGUAUUGAUUAUUGUCUUUCUAACUGUGUUGAUUAUUUCUGGCAACAUCAUUGUGAUUUUUGUAUUUCACUGUGCACCUUUGUUGAACCACCAUACUACGAGUUACUUUAUCCAGACUAUGGCAUAUGCUGACCUCUUAGUUGGGGUAAGCUGCCUGGUCCCUUCUUUAUCACUCCUCCACCACCCGCUGCCAGUAGAGGAGUCCUUGACUUGCCAGGUAUUUGGUUUUGUAGUAUCAGUUCUGAAGAGUGUCUCCAUGGCCUCUCUGGCCUGUAUCAGCAUUGAUAGAUAUAUUGCUGUCACUAAACCUUUAACCUAUAAUACCCUGGUUACGCCCUGGAGGCUACGUCUGUGUAUUUUCCUGAUUUGGCUAUAUUCCACCCUGGUCUUCCUGCCUUCCUUCUUCCACUGGGGCAAACCUGGAUAUCAUGGAGAUGUGUUUCAGUGGUGUGCGGAGUCCUGGCACACCGACCCCUACUUCACCCUGUUCAUCGUGAUGAUGUUGUAUGCCCCAGCAGCCCUCAUUGUGUGCUUCACCUAUUUCAACAUCUUCCGCAUCUGCCAACAGCACACAAAGGAAAUCAACGAAAGGCAAGCCCGCUUCAGCAGCCAGAGUGGGGAGACUGGGGAGGUGCAGGCUUGUUCUGAUAAGCGUUAUGCCGUGGUCCUGUUCCGAAUUACUAGUGUAUUUUACAUCCUCUGGUUGCCAUACAUCAUCUACUUCUUACUGGAGAGCUCUACUGGCCACAGCAACCGCUUCGCAUCCUUCUUGACCACCUGGCUUGCUAUUAGUAAUAGUUUCUGUAACUGUGUCAUUUAUAGUCUUUCCAACAGUGUCUUCCAAAGAGGACUAAAGCGCCUAUCAGGGGCCAUGUGUACUUCUUGUGCAAGUCAGAUGGUAGCUAAGGACCCUUACACAGUUCGGAGCAAAGGCCCUCUUAAUGGAUUUCAUGUCUGA